Molecule: messenger RNA, 765 nt
Organism: Mesorhabditis belari
Lineage: Eukaryota; Metazoa; Nematoda; Chromadorea; Rhabditida; Rhabditidae
Source: the annotation of a GenBank genome assembly
AUGCGCGAACUUGUACGGGAAUUGGCGAAAAUCCAAAACGCAUUCGAGAACUCGUUUAUUUAUCGAAUUGUCGACCAAAACUUGAACAGUGCUGCUCCGUACAUCGGAGUUCGACGAAACGAUGAUAACACUUGGACUUAUUCCGACGGACUACCACUAAAAUACGAGAAUUGGGCUCCGAAAGAUUACGUUCCACGUCUACAAAACGGUCCAACCAAUCGAACCACCACUUGUCCGAGGACUCCAUGCGCGGGAAAUAAAUGCUGCUUUGAUCAUCCUCUGGUGAAAAAUCUGGUCACCAACAAGACUCAAUGUGGCCUUCAAUUGGCGCCCGAUCAAGUUCUCCACCCGCCCGGUUUCACCGAUCCCGAGUGCAUAGAGGCGACAACACCUUUACCACCAACUACGACACGUCCUCCAUGUGGCUCAGGAUGCGCGCAGAAUCUCUCAUCCUACCGAGCUACUGGCGAAAAUGGCACCUUGAUUUUCACCUAUACAACGGAUGGAGCCGGUUGUCUCACAGCCACCUACUCAUGUCGGCGAAAUGAUUUCCCGAAUAAAAAUAUGUUCUUCGGUGUCAUGACUCAAGUGCGAACAGGGACUCGAUUUUUUGCCUAUAUCAAAUAUGGGAAUCCGGUGAUCUCCGAUUCAGCCCAUUACUUCCUUUGUUCGCCGAGUGCUGAAUGGGACUAUGUGGGGUCAACCGGUGGGAAUUUGAUCACCGCCGUGCAAAUCGUCUGCUACAUCAACGCGACAACGAGCGGU